CAAUCUGAAGGAAAGUCGAUUGGAUGCGGUGGUCGAUUGCGACUGCGAUUUCGUCGACGGCUAAGGGGUUUCUUCAUCGCCAUUUCCUGAAGAACGGUACUGCUCCUUCCUUUAGACUUUGCGGUUUCCGUUUCUGGGUUCGAGCCUUUUCUAGUGCUAGUCAUUACCGAGAGAUAUUGAGAAGUGGGCUUCAUGAUAUUAAGUGUGAAGAUGCAUAUAGUUUGUUCGUUGACAUGGUUCGGUCUCGUCCCCUCCCUUCCAUUGUCGAAUUCAAUAAAGUAUUGACUGCUAUUGCCAAGAUGAAGAAGUAUAAUGCUGUGAUUUAUCUCUGGAAUUUUGUGGAAUUUGAGGAAGAUUUGGAACUUUCACCUGAUCUCUAUACCUGCAAUAUUUUGGUGAAUUGUUACUGCCGCUGCUCUCAGCCCUUUUUGGCUUUGUCUUAUCUUGGGAAAAUGAUGAAACUUGGGAUUGAGCCUGACGUGGUAACAGAUAGCUCGCUGGUCAAUGGAUUCUGCGACAUGAAUAGAAUUGAAGAUGCCCUUUAUGUGGUUGAACAAAUGGAGAAAAUGGGAAUCACUGCUAAUGUUGUAGUCUACACCAUACUCAUUGAUAGUCUUUGCAAAAAAAGACAUCUUGUUGCCGCUCUGCAGCUUUUGGAGCGUAUGGGAAACAACGGGAUUACACCGAAUGUUGUUACCUACAGCUCUCUCAUAAGCGGCCUUUGUAGCUCAGGUAAACUGAGUGAAGCCUCUCACCUACUGCGAGAAAUGACCUCCAAGCAAAUCAACCCGAACGUAGUCGCUUUCACCGCACUAAUCCAUGCGUAUGUGAAAGUUGGGAAGUUUAAAGAAGCUCAAGUUGUGUACAGUGAGAUGGUCGAAAUGUCUAUAAAUCCUAAUGUUUACACUUACACUUCACUCAUCAAUGGGAAUUGCAUGUACAAUCGUGUAGAUACGGCCAGAAAUAUUCUUGAGAAGAUGAGAAGAGUGGGGUGCGACCCAAAUGUUGUGACUUACUGUACUCUUGCAAAUGGAUUUUUCAAGGCCAACAGGGUUCAGGAAGGGAUUAACCUUUUGCACGAGAUGUCUCAAGAAAAAGUGGCUGCAAACACAGUCUCUUGCAACACUCUUAUCCAGGGGUAUCUUCAAGCAGGCAAUAUCGAUCUUGCCCUAGAGUGUUUUUUCACAAAGAUGCCUUCUCCUCCCAAUAUUAGGAGCUACAACAUUUUGUUAGCUGGUCUAUUUGUUAAUGGGGAGGUAGAGAAAGCAUUGUUUAUAUUUAAGGAUAUGCAAGAGACUAGAAAUGAUCUUGAUAUUAUUACCUAUACUAUCAUGAUUCAUGGGAUGUGCAAGGCUUGUAUGGUGGAUGAAGCGUAUGAUUUGUUCUGUAGCCUCACCCCCAACGGAGUGGAGCUUGAUCAUAGAGCAUACACGGCAAUGAUCUCUGGAUUGACCAGGAGCGGCAUGCGGGCUAGAGCGAAUGCCGUGAUGCGAUCUUUCGGGAAACAAGCGUAACAGAUGAAGUAUCUUAGCAGAUUUCUAAUGAGAGACAUUUACGGACUCGGAGCUCCUAUGAUAUCUCUCUCCACGCUCCCUCUUAUGGGAUGCCUGCUCCUGGAAAGAGCAAUACUGUAUUAAAGAAUACAACAAUGUGGCCAGAGAAUUCAAAAACCUAGCUGAACAGAAUCCAGCUGGUGUUUUCAAGUCCAUGCAGCAUGGUCUUUGAAAUCAAAAAGAUUCCUGAAGCAUUUGGUUAGUUAUGUUUCCAAAGUGCAAUGGGAUAUGAGGAGAUCAGCUCCUUGGCUGAUAGAAAUGAAGCCUUUCACAUGUUCAGAUGGAAGCAAAAUAUGUAUUUUGGGACUUAUCAUUCAUCAUUCAAGCCAUAGCUCAGACAGAUUGCUUUACAUCCUACAUUCUUUCGUUGUACUAAUUAUUUUUCUGUGUUGUUAUCUUACAA
Eutrema salsugineum is the source of this 1956-nucleotide messenger RNA. Its product is annotated as pentatricopeptide repeat-containing protein At4g26800. NCBI's taxonomy places the organism in Eukaryota, Viridiplantae, Streptophyta, Magnoliopsida, Brassicales, Brassicaceae. Gene Ontology annotation, molecular function: protein binding. The coding region runs from base 24 to 1514 and encodes 496 amino acids. The transcript is spliced from 2 exons. The record is from RefSeq and is a predicted model, not a curated record.